Molecule: messenger RNA, 544 nt
Organism: Octodon degus (degu)
Lineage: Eukaryota; Metazoa; Chordata; Mammalia; Rodentia; Octodontidae
Gene: Sapcd1
Product: suppressor APC domain containing 1
Exons: 4
Coding region: 8-454 (148 amino acids)
Source: RefSeq, a predicted model, not a curated record
ACUCGCUAUGGACAGCGCAGGGCCGCAGGGGCCGCGCCUGGGCCGGGCUCCCUACACGGUUCUGCUGUUGCCGCUGCGGAGCAGCCGCAGAGACCCCGGGGCCCAGAGCUUCUUCCUCUGGCUGCAGAGAAUGCAGGCCCUGGAGAGACAGCAGGAUGCCCUGUGGCAGGGGCUAGAGCUGCUGCAGCGUGGCCAGGCCUGGUUCCAAGACUGCCUGAGGGAGGCACAGCGACAGCAGCUGCGUCUGGGGGCCCUUGGAGAGGACUUCCUGACGGACUCGCACUCAGAGCCCUGCGGCCCCCCACUAGCAGAGAUUCAGAAGGUGAACAGCGGUUUGCAGAAUGUGAUUCAAGGCAAGGAGCUGGCCGGGCAGCAGGGAAGAGCCACCAAGGGCGACGGGGAGAGGGCUCGGCCGGGCUGCGCGCCGGGCUGGAGGGGCCCUACCCUCGUGUAAGCCCUCAGCCCUGGGUGGGCCUGCGGGGGCCGGGUGAGGCACAGCGCCCUCCCGGCCCCGCCUGAACCCCACGGCCCACCAGGGGCUCCU